CGCGACCACGAGAGGCGCUUCGGGCACCGCACCUGGGGGGCGGCGUGGGCCUGCUCCUGUCGGUUGGAAGGUGGCUUUCUCCAGCUGGAUUUGUUUUCCCGGCGCCUCCGGCCGGGUUUGCUUUCGCAGGUGCAGCGCUACUGUGAAAAGAGCAGGGUCAGCAGAAAGGUACGCGUCCCUCUGCGCGGUCCCCCGUCGCUGUCCUCCGUGCCUCUCUCCUCCUGCCCUGCCGAACCUCCGGCCCCGUCUCCGUGCCCGCCGUGCGGCAGCUCGCCGGGGGCGGGGAGGGGCCCGUCCGGCUCCCUCUCACCACCACCGCUCUCAUCCCUGUCCCAGCUCCUCGGCUUCACAGAGAGGUACGGGGCGGUCCUGGCGCCCUCCGGGGAGCAGCCCAGGCUGUCCGGGUUCCAGCACUUCCUGCAGAGCCUGCAGCCGGGGGCGACUGCGGCUCCUGCAGCCCCCGCGGAGCAGGGGGAGGACAGGGCGCCGCGGCCCGCUUCCCCGCUGAGGCACGUCGAAGGCUUCCUCGCAGCUCUCACCACCGCCAACCAGGAUGGCAGGGUCAUCCUGAGCCGUCAAGGCAGCCUCAGUCAGAGCAGCCUCAAAUUCCUGCUCCUGAAUCCAGCCGUGCACUUUGCCCAGGUGGUAAAGGAAUGCCGGGCGGUGGUCCUUGCAGGGGGCACCAUGCAACCGGUGUCCGAUUUCCGGGAGCAGCUGCUGGCGUGUGCCGGGGUGGAAGCCGAGCGCGUGGUGGAGUUCUCCUGCGGUCACGUGAUCCCGGCAGACAACAUCCUGCCCCUCGUCAUCUGCAGCGGGCCCUCCAACCAGCAGCUGGAAUUCACGUACCAGAAGAGAGAGCUGCCUCAGAUGAUGGAUGAGACGGGUCGCAUCCUCUGUAACCUGUGCAACGUGGUGCCGGGAGGGGUGGUCUGUUUCUUCCCCUCCUACGAGUACCAACGCCAGGUCCAUGCCCACUGGGACAAGAGUGGCCUGCUGGCCCGCCUGGCUGUCAGGAAAAAGAUAUUUCAGGAGCCCAAGAGAGUGAACCAGGUGGAGCAGGUGCUGCUGGAGUAUUCCAGGUGCAUUAAGCACUGUGGCCAGGCAGGGGGCAUGGUGACGGGGGCCCUGAUGCUCUCCGUGGUCGGAGGGAAGAUGAGCGAAGGCAUCAACUUCUCUGACGACCUUGGCCGGUGUGUGGUCAUGGUGGGCAUGCCCUUCCCCAGCAUCAGGUCUGCAGAGCUGCAGGAGAAGAUGGCUUACCUGGACCAGACCCUCCCCCGAGCCCCGGGCCAGGCGCCCCCUGGGAAGGCGUUGGUGGAGAACCUGUGUAUGAAGGCGGUCAACCAAUCCAUAGGCAGGGCCAUCAGGCACCAGCAGGAUUUUGCCAGCAUCGUGCUCUUGGACCAGCGGUACGCCCGCCCUCCGAGCCUGGCAAAGCUGCCGGCCUGGAUCCGGGACCGCGUGCAGGUCAAAGCCACCUUUGGCCCCGCCUUUGCUGCUCUGCGGAAGUUUCAUCGAGAGAAGUCUGGCUCUUCCUGACCGAUGGCCGCACCGCCGCGCGUGCCCCAGGCCCUCCUUUCACCCCGCCCACUAGAAACGUUGUCUCGGGCCUGCUCUGCAGCGGUCCUGCCU
Molecule: messenger RNA, 1632 nt
Organism: Physeter macrocephalus (sperm whale)
Lineage: Eukaryota; Metazoa; Chordata; Mammalia; Artiodactyla; Physeteridae
Product: putative ATP-dependent RNA helicase DDX11-like protein 8
Biological process (GO): nucleobase-containing compound metabolic process; establishment of sister chromatid cohesion
Cellular component (GO): nucleus
Molecular function (GO): nucleic acid binding; hydrolase activity, acting on acid anhydrides, in phosphorus-containing anhydrides; DNA helicase activity
Source: RefSeq, a predicted model, not a curated record